Molecule: messenger RNA, 3320 nt
Organism: Nezara viridula (southern green stink bug)
Lineage: Eukaryota; Metazoa; Arthropoda; Insecta; Hemiptera; Pentatomidae
Source: the annotation of a GenBank genome assembly
CUGUCGAUAUGAGUUGUAAGAAAAAAAAACCAACAAAAAAAACCAGAAGCGUCAACUCGUCAAAAGGUUUGGGGACAAGAGGGGGACUGAGAGAGCUCAGUUGUCGCCCGGUUGUUGUUGAAGUAGUGUCUUCUUGGAUCUGGUGAGUGUACAUCAACUCUUCGUAUCUCGCGAAAUAUCAAAUUAAGGAAGCUUUGAACGAGAUUAUGGAGGCACUUGUGAUUAUUUGAAGCUGCUUUGCUGAAGGACGAGAGGGCAAGAACAAACAAGUAUACAUCAUAAAAUAAACAUAAGAAAACAUAAAUGAAAUGUUUCAUCUGACCAUAAAAACAAAGAAUGCAUGAUGAACUCCAGCUUUGAAAAGGGCGAUGAAAAUCACUGCCCAUAUUUUGAUACUUGACAUAUUUAAAACAUGUCAAAAAGAAGAUGGUUUGUACUAUGGCUUUUCUUCAUUGCGUACUUAUUUCUUGGUGCGACAAUAUUUUACACAAUAGAGAGGGGACUGGAAGAACAAAGACGAUCUGAAAAACUUAAAGCAGAUAAUGAAAUUGAAAGUCUCCUUUUGGGAUACUGUUUUACUGGGCUAUUAGAAUCCAACAAUAGAGAAAGAGGAGCACAAACAUUAAUAACAAGGGUUUCUUCCUAUUGUGGAAAACCAAUAGUAAAGCAUCUAUUAAAUGCCACAAAAGCAGAACCUUAUAAAUGGACCUUCUAUAAUUCUUUUUUUUUUUCUUUAACAACUUUAAGCACUAUAGGAUAUGGAAAUCUAUCACCUACCUCCAACCUGGGAAAGAUCUGUGUGAUAAUAUAUUCACUUGUUGGAAUUCCAUUGAAUGGAAUAGUGUUAACACAUCUUGGAGAAUUCUUUGGUUCUAAAUUUUUAAGGGCACAUCAUCGUUACAAAAACCAUACAUAUGAGUCACGUUUCACUCUAAUUUUAGAUAUACUUGUAUAUCUCCUCCCUGGUAUGGGAGUAUUCAUUUUGGUUCCUUCAGUUAUUUUCCAAUACUUUGAAGAAUGGUCAUUCAUAGAAAGCUUAUAUUUUUCAUUUGUUUCUCUAACUACUAUUGGAUACGGAGAUUUAGUUGCAGGACAGACAGCAACUGAUUCUGUGGGUGAAGUUAUUUAUCAAGUAUUUCUGGUUAUAUGGAUCAUGUUUGGACUUGGAUAUCUUGUUAUGAUUCUUGGAUUCAUUUCUCGAGCUAUGAGAUCAAAGCAUAUAAAUAAGUUGGAACGCAAAGUAGCUAAUACACUCAGACAAACCCAGUCCAAAAUUUGGAAUGAAUUUGUAACAGACGUGAAUUACUUAAGAAGAGUACUGAAUGAAUUAUAUCUAAUGAAAGUAAAGCCAGUAUACAAAGGAAAAAUGAUAUCCUCAAGACCUUUGAGCCAGAGCUGCCCUAAUUUGAGUGAAUGGCCAGUUCUUCGAUCCAAGAAUGAAAUUGAACAAGAUCUUCUUAAUGUUGAAAUGCCUAAAAGAAGAAGGGCCAUGUCUGAAAAUGAAAAACCGCGUCUUCAAAGAGUUUUCUCUGACGGAGCCCUCCAAAGUAUUGAUAGGCAAGCUACCUUUCCAGGACAUUUUGAUCCUUCUGGGAUGUUUAUUAACUCAGCUUUUGGAGCUGGAAGUGAAUCUGAUUCUGAGGAAUAUAAGGAUGGUGGAAUUCAUGGGUUCACUGACGAAGAAAUCUUAGCUUCAGAAGACCAGAACAGCACCAAAAAUAGUGUUGAUAUGACUUGGUCAAUAGGCGGAGCACCGCUAAGAAGACCUGGAAGAGCCAUGUCUGAUGCUCAGUUUAUAAGCGGAGGUCUUGGGCAACAGAAGACAUGGGCGGGAGUUGAAUCACUCCAUCAAUUUGCUGUUCUUCGAGCUAUGAGAGCUAAAAGUAACGAAUGGCCGAGGGACCAGGAGAUGGGCUUGGGAGAUAUAGAACCUCCAAGAUCUGGUCUUAGACGAUUGUCAAUAGCUGCUUUAAAUUUUUUCUCGCCUACCAGCAAAUUGAAGAAGAAGGCAGCUGACAUUGCUAGGGACUCAGACAGUAACAAAAAAAGGAAAACUGGAAACAAUUUCAAUAAAAUCCCUCAUAAACACAGGCUCUCUCUUCAGGAGCAAGGACCCAACGAUAUGAAUGAUAUUGCAGACCAGCUGAAUUACCUGACUCAUACAUCAAACAGACGUCCGAGCAUCCUUGACCUUUUUGCUACUCCGCACGGUACCAACACUCCGAUCAGCCCAGUUUUGGAGCAGACAAGCAUCGCCGAUUUCAUCAGAGCUGUCAACUCCCUGAAAACGUAUCAGAUGGAAAGCAGCCGUGCAUCGAGUCCCACUUCAGCCUUUCCAGGAAAUUUAUUCCAAACAAAAGACGUGCCAAGAAACAGAACAAAGUCAACAGUCUCUAUGGAGUAUGCUAUUCCAAAGGAACGGAGGCAUUCCCAGCUUCCCCAUACGGGACAUUCUAGCGAUGGGCAUUUUAACCGUAGAAGAGCAGCUUCAAUAUCUCCUAUGUACCCAUUGGUCAAUCCAGUCGAUAGGAGGUUUAAAAAAGUAUCAACUGCUUCAAAAGCUAGUCCUUUAAAUAGUGGCCGAGCUACUCCGACCAGAUUUCCGCCAACACCAAGUGUAGUAGUAACUAGUCCAGACGGCCGUCACCGAUUUUCAAUACAUACUGUUGAAUCGCCUAGAUCCUAUCUACCUAAGCCAUAAAAUAUAAUUGUAUACUCACUUAUUAGUUUCAUGUAUAUAAUUUUUAUAAUAAUUAAUUAAAAAAGUUAAAGUAACAAAAUUGUAUAGCUGGUAAAGUAUGUUUAAGGAUAUCUUGCCACUGGAACAACUGCUGUUUCUAAGAUUUAAUGAUGACCUAAUAAGAAACAUCAUUAUAUGCAUUUAUUGAUAAUAGUGAUACAGAGUAUUACUGCCCUCAUUGUACAGUAUGACAUUAAUCCCAUAACUUAAUUAUUUUUUGGGUUUAAGAAACUCAAUAAAGGUAAUAAUAAUACCUUAAAAAACUUACAAAAAAUAAUUAUUUUGUGGGUAUAUAAGGUUAAAUUAAUUUUAAUUAUGUAAAAUGUUUCUUUUUCAUUCACAUUGAACCGAACACCAUCUAUUCUAUAUAAUUUAAAUAUAUUUAUUCAAGAAUUGUAUAUACUUGUAAUUAUAUUUUGUACAUAUUGAAAAACUAUACUUAAUUUAUAAUAAAGAAAUAGAUAUUUUGUUCAUAGCUAAGUUAAUAAAUAGAAAAUGAAAUCUAGAUUGGAUAACUAAACUGAAUUUAAUUAUCUAUUUGACCAAUAAUUGAUAUUAUUUAUAUAUAACCCUCAAUAUU